Molecule: messenger RNA, 2625 nt
Organism: Notolabrus celidotus (New Zealand spotty)
Lineage: Eukaryota; Metazoa; Chordata; Actinopteri; Labriformes; Labridae
Gene: ltv1
Product: LTV1 ribosome biogenesis factor
Exons: 11
Coding region: 244-1665 (473 amino acids)
Biological process (GO): ribosomal small subunit biogenesis; ribosomal small subunit export from nucleus
Cellular component (GO): preribosome, small subunit precursor; cytosol; nucleus
Source: RefSeq, a predicted model, not a curated record
AGUUUUCACUCUUUAUGUAAAAACACAUUAAUGCUGUUUUUGACCCCCGUCGGGCUCCGUAAUGGUUCUUUCCAGAGAUGGCAGCAGCAGCAGCAUGGUGAAGGAGGACUCAGCGUGGAACCACAACAAGGACUAGAUUCUGGAUUUAAACGGUUCUAAGUGUUAACAUCCAGCUGAAGUUUAAUCUUUGGUGAUCUUUAAACCCGACAAGUUGAAUAAAAGGGACUAAGAGUCUGAGUCACGAUGCCUCACAGAAAGAAGAAGUCAUUCAUAGAGAAGAAGAAGGCUGUGACCUUUCACCUCGUCCACAGGAGUCAGAGGGACCCGCUUGCUGCAGAUGAGAAAGCCCCGCAGCAUGUCCUCCUACCUGCUGCGAAGGUGGAUGCAGAGAAGAGACGGGAAGAGCAGAGGGAGUUUGGCGUUUUCUUUGACGAUGACUACAAUUACCUGCAGCACCUGAAGGAGGCGGAAAGCCUGACUGAGUGGGUGUCUUCUGGACCCUCGCAAACUCGUGUCCGGGAUGAUGAUGAAGGAGAAGAGGAGGAGGAGGAGGAAGAGGACGCAGACAAAACCAUUCCUGCGUCCUCCAUCAAUCUGCCCUCCUCCGUGUUCGCCUCAGAGUUUGAAGAGGAAGUUGGACUUCUGAAUAAAGCUGCUCCCAUCUCAGGACCCCGGCUCGACAUGGACCCCGACAUCGUGGCUGCUCUGGACGAAGACUUCGACUUUGACGACCCGGAGAACAUGCUGGAUGACGAUUUUAUUGUCAAAGCAAACCGUGCGGGGGCAGCGGGGGGCUUCAAAGCUGAAGGGGAUGGUGAGGAUGAUGAAGAUGACUGGGAGGACACAGACGAGGAAGGCGACUUUGACUCUGAGGGCGGGUUCUCGGGUGAUGAAGACGCGGAGGGUGGCGGCCGCGGCAGAGAGUUUCUGUUCAUGGACGAGGAGACGAAGAGUCGAUUCACAGAGUACUCCAUGACGUCGUCCGUGAUGAGGAGGAACGAGCAGCUCACCCUGCUGGACGACCGCUUUGAGAAGUUUUACGAACAGUUUGACGACGAUGAGAUCGGCGCUCUGGAUAACGCUGAGCUGGAAGGAUGCAUCCAGCCGGACAGCGCUCGCCUGGAGGAAAUCAUCAAAGACUACUUCAUCCAGAAAGAGAAAGAGUAUGUCAGGCCUGAGGAUCUGGGUCCCAUAGAACUCCCUGUCCUGAAAGAGGAAGAGGAAGAUGAAGAGGAGGAAGAGAUGGAGACUAUUGUUAUUCAGGCUCCAGAAGAGAAGUGGGACUGUGAGACCAUCGUCAGUACAUAUUCCAACAUCUACAACAGACCCAAAGUCAUCGAGGAGCCGUCAAAGCAGAAGCCGAUCCGUGUGUCGCAGAGAACGGGAAUCCCUCUGGACGUCCUUCCUGCCAAAGGUCUGACCGCCAAACAGGCCGAGCGUAUGACCCGGAUCAACGACUCGGACCUGCCUCGAGUCUCCACCCAGCCCCGAGACAAGGAGGAGAGCAAGGAGGAAAGGAAGGCGAGGAAACUUGCCAUCAAGGACGAACGCAAGGAGCGGAGAGUGGAGAAGAAAGCAAACAAGAACGCGUUCAAAGAAGAGAAGGCGCGGCAGGAGAAGCAGAUGUUGAACCUGAGGACGAACAUUCAGGGUAUGAAGCUUUAGGCGCUGACAGCCGGGCGCCGCCUGCACGGACUCUGUUCUGUUUGAAGCCUCACAAGUGGACGCGCCGCUUUUUCACCCCGAGGACGCGACAGGACCAUGAACACAACCCCCGAACAUGAAGGACUGACGGGGUCCUGGGAGACUCUGGUUUCCUCCAAUCAUGAUGAGAUAAAGUUGAUUUAAUUAAGACACGAGGCAUUUGUGAGACACCGACUCAGGCUGUCAACAGUUUGAAAUCUAGAAAUACGAGAUGCUGGGUAUCGAACCAAAAUGUUACCAUUACAGUUUAACAGUCUGUACCAGAAGAAGGCCUUUAACAUGUCAUGAUCUGAUCCGUUCAUAUGGAUCCCUCCUCACCUGGAGCUCUGUCUCAAGGGGAGAGUCCUGCCUACCAGCAUCUUUCAGGGUUGAUCCACUUCUUCUUCUAUCUUAGUCCUUAAAUCUGUACAAAAGAAAGGUAUAAAACAAGCUUACUCCCAUCAGGUCAAUCAUGAGGGCAGAUUUUCAGUGUUUCAUUUAUGUUUGUACCAAUUCAAUCAAACAUGAUCGAAUACUGAGUAGCAAGAAAACUGUGGCUACCAUUAGCAGAGCUAGCACCACCAGCCUUCAGUCCUCCUUGCAGGUUAACGUCCUCACGUCUGUGCUGGUUCCUCAUUGCUCCAGAUUCUGCGCUAAGAGAGGAAAUCUGUCACCUGAGCUUGUUUACAUCCGGGUAGUAGAGCGUUAUAUCUUUAUGGCAGCAGACAUUGAAUGGAGCUACGUCCUCUGCUAGUCGUGGAUGGUCGUGCGACAGCUGAGACACAACAUAUGACCGACGGUUUAGGCCUACAAUAAUAAAAUAUGAAUGACUCGUGUGUUUGGAGAUGCUGGUGGGUGGAUUACAACGAUGCAAACACUUCAUGUUCAGAUAACAUAAAUAUUUUUCAUGUCUUUAAUAAAAACACUUUGAUGCAGUUUGAA